Messenger RNA from Aplysia californica (California sea hare), 2985 nucleotides. RefSeq lists its product as uncharacterized. The coding region runs from base 1210 to 2985 and encodes 591 amino acids. The transcript is spliced from 4 exons. Gene Ontology annotation, molecular function: nucleic acid binding. NCBI's taxonomy places the organism in Eukaryota, Metazoa, Mollusca, Gastropoda, Aplysiida, Aplysiidae. The record is from RefSeq and is a predicted model, not a curated record.
AUUGGCAAAAUCAGGUUGGCAGAUUGGCAGUCAACUCGUAUAAAAUCUGCCCACUAAUAAGUCUGUUUGGCGCGUCUUUCUUUUAUCCGGCAUCCGGUCCGGUCACGAAAACAAACAUGUCUUACCCGAUCACCAGUCACCUGAGUCGAGUUCAAAUCGAUGCUCAAAGUAGCAUUACAUGGUGACAGCGGGUGGUAAAGUAUCAUUAUUAACGGUAAGCAUUGAACUAGUUUAUUAUAAAGUAAAUAGAUCUAGAAUCUAGAUCUAGAUCUAGACCGGAGCCUCGAUACAAUGCACAAUGGCACAGGCACAACACACGUAUCGAAAGGCAAAGUAAGGCACCAGCCAUGUGCUUCCCCGGAUCUAAAGACAAACGCGAAGAAUUCAGCUUAGGCCCUAUGGCGACAACGCAUUAGAUUCUAACCUGUAUUCGGAAACAACGGGUCUAAAAGACAAUGCACUGGUCCCAUAUAUCCUCGAAGCACUAGAUCUAGAAAUCUAGAUCUAGAUAAUGAAGGCCUGAAAAUGUACAACGCCAUUAGCUCCUCAUUCACUCAACAACAGAAAGAGAGCCCAGACGCGAUACUCAACGCAUUCGCAGAAAGGUUACACAGGUAACCUCAACAAAUUUCAGAAUCACCAGACUAGAUCUAGAAUCUACAUCUAGACUAUCCACACUUGAAAUGUGUUGAAAAGAAGGGAAGGAAGGAUACUGAGAGGAAGGAGACAAGGAGGAAAAAGAAAGUGAACGAGAGCGAAACUUAUAGUGAGAGAGGGUGUUCACAGUUGCACCUGUAAGAGUAAGAGCACAUUGUCUGUUUAUCAUGUAUCACAGUAAAGUAUGAUUCUGUGACACUUGUGCAUAAUUGUUACAAUGUAGCUGUUCUGGUACAUGUAUAGUCACCAAAAAUGUCCUUUGUGGAUGAAUAGAGUUUGUUUUAUCUGAUCUUACCUUAAGGUGAAAGACAAGUAUCCUGUCACCCAAAGUCCAAGACCAUCCUCACGACGGAGGAAGAAAACAAGUUGGAGGAGUGGCUGACAGUUUCAGCUAGGCGUGGCGUGGGGAGGAUCAUUGCGGAUCUCAGCCUUGUUGUGCAGAGAAUCCUCAACAGUGAGAGCAGAACAACAUUAUUCAAAGACAACCUGCCGGGGAGAAGCGGGGUGCGCGCUUUCUUCGAGCGCCAUCCGAAGCUCCGACAGAAAAAAGCCAUGGUUCUUGGCGACCACAGGGCGAGGGUGACGCAGGAAAAGAUCCGGGCAUGGUUCGAGGAGGUGGAGAGGAAUCUGUCCGAAGAUGGGGUGGACAUCAAGACCAUCGACCCCCGGUGCGUCUUCAACGCCGACGAGACUGGCUUCCCCCUCCACUCCUCUUGGCAGGUCAUUGUGACAGACGAGGGCAACCAUCACCCUUACCUCAUUGGCAGUGACAACAAGCGGCAGAUCACUGUCCUCAGCUGUGCCUCUGCCAGUGGUCGCCUCUUGGCCCCCACAGUCAUCUUUCCCGGUCAGCGCUGGACCUUCAAGCCCUGGGAAGAUUUCCCGGAGGCUUCAAGCGUCCAGACAUCCAACGGCUGGAUUAACACCACGGUGUUCCGGACGUGGCUGGCGGAAACCUUCAUACCAGCUGUGGCUGACCUUCCUCGGCCCAUCGUUCUUUUCUGUGACGGGCACACCAGCCUGGAGGUUCACGACCUGUGCAAGGAGCAUGGUAUUGUCUACUACCUGCUCCCUGCACAUGCGUCACACCUCGUUCAGCCCCUGGACCUGCUCUUUUAUGGAGUCCUGAAGGAGGAGUGGAGAAAGGGGCUGCACGACCACAGGAACAUCGCCCGAGUGGGAGGAAUCUACCCGAGGACCUUUAUGUCCGUGUUCAAGGACGUUUGGACACGGGCAUAUGGGGAAGGCAGAGAGGCAGUGCUGGUGAAGGCAUUCAGGAAAAGUGGGCUGUCUCCAUGGGACCCGAAUGCCCCUGACUUUUCGAAGUGUGAGAUCAGCAAGGUCUACGAGAAGCCAGCAGCCCCUGUCUCCACAAGUUGUGAUGAGGUUCCUCCAUCUGUUACUGCUGUGUGUGCUGAUGAUGCUGUGUGUGAAGAUCAGGGUUGGGUUGAUUUAAAUCAGAUUGAACCCGAGGACUUCAUGGACAAUAUAGCAGAGUUUCAGCUACCUAUGGUCUCAACACCAGCUCAGGGUCCUGUGGACGAUCAGGACCAUGACUAUUGUCGUCCUGAGCAGGCUACAAAGGAUAGUGAUUGGGUACCUGCACAAUUCUACAUCGUUGAUGACGACCGUGCGGCAAUAGCAGGUCUCAAACUUUGCAAGCAAUUGAAGAUUGUGAGCAUCAACAACAUCACUGUAGCACCACCCAUCAACAAAGACAACAGUGACCUCAAGCAAGCGUUCCCAGAUCAGUUUGAUCGCAUCGGAAAAUUACAAGGAAAAGCAAAGCUUUAUUUGAAGGAUGAUACAGAACCCAAGAUUGAUGCUCCACGGAAAUACUCCAUACACACAAAAGAAAAACUCAAGCAAGAGUUGGAUAGAAUGGAAGCCCAAGGAAUCAUAAGGAAAGCCACGGAACACUCUGACUGGUGCAGCAGCAUCACCACAGUCAAAAAAACAAACGGAUACAUACGAGUCUGUCUAGUUCCAAAACAUCUUAACAACCUCAAACGCUGUCCUCACAAGACAAACACAUUGGAAGAAAUAACCCACAACUUUCAUAGAUCUCAAUUCUCCUCUAAGCCGGAUGCUAUGAAGGGAUUUUGGAGUGUAGAGCUUGAUGAAGAUAGUCAACUCUUGACAACAUUCCGUACGCCCAUAGGAAGGUAUUGUUAUCAAAGACUACCCUUUGGACUCAACGUCAGCCAAGACAUCUUUGAGCAGAAGAUCGACCAGAUCAUUGAGAACUGCCCUGGAACAGUCAGUAUCCAUGACGAUAUCGUAGUCUAUGGCAAAACAGAAAAGGAACACGAUUACAACCUCAUAUAG